GAUGAUCAUAGAAAUGUAUGUCUUGGUUUAUAAAUAUUAUAUUGUAGUGCAUCAGAAACUGCACUUUUGCACAGAACAAGUACAUAGUAGAGAACAUUCAUGAAAUCUAGAAGAUUAUGUUGAAUUUGACAGCAUAAUGAUAAAUGUGUAAAAAAAAUUAUAAUUGAUGGACGAUUGUAAUUAUCCAAGCAAAAUGGAGUUUUUCGUAAUUUUAACCUUACCACCUAAGAGACGAUGGUAAUUUUACCCUAAUAUAAAAUACAAAAUAUAGUACUCCCUCUGUUCCACAAUAACUUUCUUUUUUUAAAAUUAUUUUUGUUCCAUAUUAUCUGUCACUUUACAUUUCCAAUACUGCAUUAAUUGUAUAAUUAUCAAUUUUACCCUUAUUAAUUAUCUACAACACUCUCUCACAUUAAUUAUUGGCAAGGUCAAUUUAAUAUAAGAACAUAUAUUAUUCUAAAAUUAGAAAACAUUUAUUGAGAUCUUUAAUUCUUGUGCACAAGCUAAAAACAAUAAUUAUAAAGGAACGGAUGGAGUAAUACAUAAGAAGUGUUGUAUUAAAAUAGUAAUACUAAAUUGUAAAUAUGGAAACGUGCAGUAUUAUAGGUGUUGGAGUCCGACCGUGUCACAACAAUUAUUAGUCCAGCCCAUUAAGUAGCGUAUUAACCCGGGUUUCUUUUGGGAUUCUAUAAAACAAAGAAACUACUACUACUAGCACUUAGGUUUUUUAUUACGAUUUCUAGAGAGAGAGAGAGAGAGAGAGAGAGAGAGAGAGAGAGAGAGAGAGAGAGAGAGAGAUGGCUUUGAGAUUGACGGAUAAAUUAAACGAUGACGAACCAGACUGCGACGAUAAUGAUUUUUAUUGUGGUCACAAGCUGAUGUACGAUCGAGAUACUCCAGGCUAUUUCCCCCCUAACCUUGAAGCUUGCAUACCUUUGGUCGACCUGGCUAUUGAUUCCUAUAACCAGCAACACUCCAAAGAUUACCGUGUGGUGGAGAUUGUGAGAAUAAUUGCAGCUGUUUGUUCCGGUAUUGAUCUCUAUAUGAAAUUUACGGCCGCCGCAUCCAAGGAGGAUGGUGGCAGUGACGCCGCCGUAACUUUCGGAGCAGAGGUUCACAAAGGAAUUACGGAAACAACCGUAGAAUAUGUUUACGUUGUUGCUGAAGGUGCAACUUUACCUGUUGAUGUCUUACCUGCCUGCUAUAAUCCCUGUGGUUGAAGGUAAUUUCCAAGUUAAGAGAAGCUAUGUGCUUAUGCAGUUUGAUUGAAGAUGUGUUGUUUCUGAAUUUUUAAUUUAUUAUAUAAUAGUGCGCACAUCGUAUCCCUUUUUAUCAUGUGUGUAAAACUCGACUAAACACCUUGUUUCAGUAAUAAUGAAACUUAAUUAUUAUAAAUUUUGCUUGAUAUUC
Messenger RNA from Erythranthe guttata (spotted monkey flower), 1410 nucleotides. The record is from RefSeq and is a predicted model, not a curated record. NCBI's taxonomy places the organism in Eukaryota, Viridiplantae, Streptophyta, Magnoliopsida, Lamiales, Phrymaceae.